UCGGAAGCCAUGGCUCAGAAAACCGUCAGCAUUAGGUCAGGUGGAGCCACUAGGAAUUUUAGUGCCUCCUCCGCCGUUAUCCCAGGUAGCCGAACCAGCUUCAGCUCCGUCUCUGUUUCCCGGGGAGGUGGCGGAGGUCUGGGAAGGGUCUGUGGUGGUGGUUUUGGCAGCAGGAGCUUCCAUGGUCUAGGUGGAAGCAAAAGAAUUUCCGUUAGCGGAGGCUAUCGCGCUGUUAGAUCUGGAUAUGGUUAUGGGUUAGGUUACGGUGGGGCUGGGUAUAGGAUUGGCGGAGCUGGAUAUGGGUUUGGUGGUGGAUUCGCACCCGGCGCUGGUGGCAUCCAUGAAGUCACUGUCAACCAGAACCUCCUGGCGCCCCUCAACCUGGAGAUCGACCACACCAUCCAGAAGGUGCGGAAGGAGGAGAAGGAGCAGAUCAAGACCCUCAACAAUAAAUUUGCUUCCUUCAUCGACAAGGUCCGGUUCCUGGAGCAGCAGAAUAAGGUGCUGGAGACCAAAUGGUGCCUGUUGCAGGAGCAAAAAACCGCGAAAAGUAAUAUUGAACCCAUGUUUGAGGCUUACAUCAAUAAUUUGAGGAGGCAACUAGAAGCUCUUGGAGGUGAAAGACUUCGGCUGGAUGGAGAGCUGAAGAACAUGCAGGACACCGUAGAAGAUUUCAGGAUCAGGUACGAAGAUGAGAUCAACAAGCGCACGGCUGCAGAGAAUGAGUUUGUGGUGCUCAAGAAGGAUGUGGACAUUGCCUACAUGAACAAGGUGGAGCUGGAGGCUAAAGUGGACGCCCUGACUGAUGAAGUUAACUUCCUGAGAGCUCUCUAUGAAGCAGAAUUAGCUCAUUUGCAGUCGCAAAUCUCUGACACUUCUGUCGUCCUUUCAAUGGACAACAGCCGAAAUCUGGACCUGGACGGCAUCAUUGCAGAGGUCAAAGCUCAGUACGAGGAUAUUGCUAAUAGGAGCCGAGCUGAGGCAGAGUCUUGGUACCAAACCAAGUAUGAGGAGCUACAGCUGACCGCUGGCAGACAUGGGGACGACCUGCGGAACACCAAGAUCGAGAUCUCCGAGAUGAACCGCAUGAUUCAGAGGCUCCGCUCUGAAAUUGACAAUGUGAAGAAGCAGUGCGCCAGUCUGCAGACAGCCAUUGCCGAUGCCGAGCAGCGCGGCGAACUAGCCCUUAAAGAUGCCCAGGCAAAACUGGCUGAGCUGGAGGAAGCCCUGCAGAAGGCCAAGGCAGACAUGGCGCGUCAGCUGCGGGAGUACCAGGAGCUGAUGAACGUCAAGCUGGCGCUGGAUAUCGAGAUCGCCACCUACAGGAAACUGCUGGAAGGAGAGGAGAACAGGCUAGCUGGAGAAGGUGUUGGUGCAGUGAACAUCUCUGUGGUCACCUCGGCCGGUGGAAGUAGCUACGGCACUGGGGGUGGGAUGGGCCUGGGGGUCGGGCUGGGAAAUGCAGCCGGACUCAGCUACGGCAUUGGAGGAAGCAGCUUCAGCGCCAGCAGCGGGAGGGGUCUGGUGGGAGGAUUCAGCGCCGGAGGGGGAAGCAGCUCCAGCAUGAAGAUCGUCUCAAAAACCACCUCCACCAAAAAGAGCAUCCGCAGCUAA
Molecule: messenger RNA, 1614 nt
Organism: Terrapene triunguis (Three-toed box turtle)
Lineage: Eukaryota; Metazoa; Chordata; Testudines; Emydidae
Product: keratin, type II cytoskeletal 5-like
Exons: 9
Coding region: 10-1614 (534 amino acids)
Biological process (GO): intermediate filament organization; keratinization
Cellular component (GO): keratin filament
Molecular function (GO): structural constituent of skin epidermis
Source: RefSeq, a predicted model, not a curated record